Messenger RNA from Exophiala bonariae, 4389 nucleotides. RefSeq lists its product as uncharacterized. NCBI's taxonomy places the organism in Eukaryota, Fungi, Ascomycota, Eurotiomycetes, Chaetothyriales, Herpotrichiellaceae. The coding region runs from base 1 to 4389 and encodes 1462 amino acids. The transcript has a single exon. The record is from RefSeq and is a predicted model, not a curated record.
AUGUCCAACCAAACGGGCAAGGCGAUGCCGAGCUACAAACAUGCAAGGCAUAUCUCAUCAUUGAUGAAGGAGCCGCUGAUUGAGAGCACAAUCGAGGACCAGGAGCCGCUUCAUCCUCCAGCUCGACCGAGACAUGCUUCGAUUUCGAACAGCAAUCUGAUUCACAAGCAUGCAAGACACAUCUCGUCGCUCAUGAAGCCAUUGCCCGCGGACGCAUCAAUCACCACAACGGAUGAUUCGAAGUCUGAGCAACCUUCAGCUGCACAAGCCAAGUCUACGCCUCUGUCCAGUAUUGCUUACAGUAUCUGGCCAAUUCCGCAUGUGAACUAUGAGAAUAUUUCAGGUCGACUGUCAAAGCCUUUUGGACACCACUCCAACUACCAUGAUCUGGAGAACAACUCGAUCGCUUCGUCCCGGGAGAAGAUCCCCAGCGUAAACGUCACCCCUGCCUCUAGCAUCGAAGGUAUCUUGCCUUUGAUUGAGGAUCAACUCGGUAGCGAAUGGAUUCCUAGGAUGCUUCGGCCAAGGUUCAGCUUUACCCUUGCGACUUCAUUUGCUGGGUUGUUCCUGAUGCUGGAGCUGUUAGACAUCCUGGACCGGAAACGCGACGGAUUUGCGACUUCGUCCGGUAUUGCAUCCUUUGUCAACUACCUACCUAGCAUGAUAGUUGUACUGUUGGCUUUAUUUUGGGAAAUGGUGUUAAAAAACCUGAAGGAAGUUGGCCCCUGGUCGCUUAUGGCUAUGCGCUGGACGAGAGCUGAUGAAGGAUUGUAUUCCGUCAACUACAUUGAUACUCUUGACUUCAGGGGAUUCCUAAUGUCUGUCAAGCUCCGCCAGUUUGGUAUAACUCUGGGCUAUACUGGUGCUAUCCUGUGUGGUGCUCUUGUGCCUUUCGCCAAUACCCUAUUCUUCACGGAUCCAAUACCCCGGAUGAUGACGACACCGAAUAGCCUAUUCAGGACUUCUCAACUGCUCGUAAAUGAUACACUUACCGGAGUCAAAGCCUCUGGACGAAACUCUGCAGCAUUCGAUCCACAGUCAUUCAUCAACUACAUGGCUAUUCAGAAGGAGAAUUUUGCAUUACCUACUUGGACAAUUGAACAACGUGCUCUCGAAAGCUUCAACUUGACUGCAUCUUCGUCAGCCCAACUUUUCUCGCGGGAGGAAAAUAUCACCUUAUCUGCCACUACCAGUGCAUUCAACAUUAACGUCACGUGUGAUCCGAUAUCUUGGGUGCUUUCUGAUGCUGUUGCUAACUCGAAUUCAUCCCUCACUCAAACUCGGCUUGUGCCAGACCUCGAGGAUCUCAGCAAAGCCAAUUGCACCAUUCGUCCACAAGACUAUCCACAGCUCUCGUUUGACCCAAGGAACCUGACUGCCUGGUUCAACUAUACGACGUGUGGAGACUACCAAUGCCCCGGAUAUUCAGCUGAUGACUCUCCCACCAACCCUCCAAACUGUGGGGAUCAACAAAGUGCCGACCUUCGUUUGGUAUUGAAUGUGUGGAAUCCUGAGGUUUUCGAUGGAAAUUUAUUAUCUCUUCCCAAUGAAUCUGCAGCUAUUCCAUCUCUUCUGUGCAAGAUUGAGAUGUUCACCGAUGAGUAUCAUGUCCAUGUGGACGCUCGUAAAGGAAGGUUGAUUGAUAUUGCACGCGCCCCGAUUUCUUCCAGGAAGUUGUCAAUCAAAAACCAAGAGUCUAUUGUUCUCAAGAUCAAUCAAUACCUGAAGCAAAAUACCGAGGUGUUCGGCGAUGGUCCGGAUGAGAAUGACUUUCGCUUUCCAGUGGAAGUGUUUCUGGACGAGCCCUUAUCUGAACCGGUGUUUUGCAACCCAUCCGAAUACUUUAAGAAUUCGGAGAUGGAGUACUUUCCUGGCGCUGUAAGGCCUAGUUCGGACUUCACGACUGCAGUCGGAAUUGAUCGAUUUAUCCUCAUGAUGUCGCAAGGAAACAAUCUCCGCAUUGCAAAUUACGCCAAGGACAUCACAGAAAUGCAGAAGGACAUGUCAGGCCUGCUUCAGGGGCUUGUCUCUCAGAUCGUCAACGUAGAAUACCGCUACGGAGAUGCUGUUGAGAUGGAAGGUCUGGUGAUGGUCUCGGCAACCAUCAUGCACCUCAGACAGGUCUCGUUGCGCACUCUGCAGGUUAUCAUGACAUUGAUGACCGUUAUCACCAUACUCACGAGCACAAAGUUGAGACCGAGAACUCACCUGCGAACCGAUCCAAGAAGCCUCGGUGCAAUGGCUAUGUUGCUUUCUAGAAGUGAUACGAUCGAAAAACUGCUCAGGGACACAGGCGGAUUGUCAGAACGUUCGUUUCUUAGCCAAUUGAGCGGGCAGUACAUCAGGACGACGUUAGAAGAUGGCCGUACCAUUUUGGAACUCCAGGAUAGUCAACGGUAUUCGAAAAUGUUACACUCCCUCAAUAAGCGCAGAGACUCGACGCCAACCCCGUGGCAUCAUACAGCUCUCCUUUUGACUUAUCGAACUGUAUUGCUUGGGGCCAUUGCCUUCAUGAUCCUGAUACUUGGGAUCUCCUGGUGGCGCAGCGAGAAAACCGCGGGCAUCGCGCCAACGAGCGGCGAGGGAAAUCAUCCCAUCAUUUACUUUAUUCCCAUACUACUGGUGCUCUUGACAUAUGCAGUCUCCGCUGUUGAUGGGCCUGUCCAAUGUAUGCAGCCGUAUAUUCAAGUUGCAGCAAAAUCUUUAAAGCCGAAAGCUGGGCUCGACUUCAGUCCCAUUACAUACUCCCCCUUUACAACCGAUUACCGAUCACUGAAGCAUUCUCGAAACAGCCUGUCCUUUCUCACCCUAGGUCUUCAUUUGCUUGUGCCUGCUAUCAAGGUCGCCGUUGCAAGCUUGCUCUUCAACGCACUACGGCAAUCCUUUAUACCGACGUUGGUACCGAUAGAUUCUAGCCUUGUGAGUAAUCUUGAUACCUACAAUCUCACAACCCUCCAAAAUUCGGGCGCCCAAGAAGAAAUACUGCGCUCCAGAGCCAUGACGCUUAUCCAAUCAUCCGCCGAAUUCCUCGUGAAAACCUCUCCAGUGGGACUCGUGGAUGGAUUGGUAUUCAGCAACGUCACAAAUCGCAUUAGCAACGAAGAAAUCGACUCAAUUCUUGAUACUGGGUCAGAUAUGAACAUACGCAUCCCUGCCAUACAAGUGACACCGGCCUGCAGAUUUUUUGGGACCUCUGACUACCGCAACAUGACUCCUUCGGGAGAAGUUGACGGCAAUCCAACAAUCGACAUCAUUUGUGACACUGGGCUCGGGCUCGCGAGAUGUCCAAGUCAAGCGGUGGACAGAAUGUUUACGGGUACAUCUUCGAGGAACUCAACCGACGAAACCUCUUAUUUUUGGAAUCGAGAUUCACUCGUCGGCUCGCCUAAUUCGGAGAACACACCUGACAGUCCCGAAAUCGUGGGAUCCGAGGUAUUCCAGAACGUAACCACAUUCCUCUUAGCGAAGGCCAACCAAGCCGACUCCACAGUACCUGGCUUUGAAAUAACAAACAUUGCCAGUUUCUGGUGUAACAUAAAAUACACGGCAAUUGACAUCAAUGUGACAGUGAGCCGUCCGCGAAGAGCCGCCCUGGGUAUUCAGCGAACAUUGCCAUUGGUGGUCAAAAGCUAUGAUGCGAACUCCAUUACCCCGAUCUUGGACCAAGCAGCAUACAACAUCUCCCAUUUGAACUGGACCAAUAUCAAUGACCUUUCUAGCCUUCGCAGCAUUCGGCCUCUGAACGGCAGGAAUCUCUUAUACAGCAUUAUCAAAAGAUGGAACCCCAGAGUUACGGACGACGACUUCGUCAAAUCACCCAGACUACUAGCCCAGGGAGGUAGCAAAGUGCUGCGGUAUUUCGCGGCCGUUAUGAUUGAUCAGUCUCGACCGUUCGUCGAAGCAAUGAGUGCAGCGCAGAGCCAAGCUGCCAUCCCGGAAGCCCAAGUGCAGACUGCUCGUCUAAGAUUGAUUCAGAGCAAAGGAACCACGAUCACACUCCAAUCCUUGCUUGGGGCUUUAAUAUUCUGUAUCCUCGUUAUGGGGUUCGGCGUGAAUAGCAAGAAGAUUACACUCUUCAAAGCCCCCAGCAGCAUCGGCUCACAGAUCGGCCUCGUGGCUGGAAGCGAACUUGUGCGAAUAGCGAGGGACGAGGACAUUAGGAGGAAGAACUUCGGUGACGAAAUAACUGGGAAGAUUGGUGAGGAUGCUCUCUGGCGUGCAUGGGAUGGCUUUCUGGUCAAUCUGGGCUGGUGGGAGCGAUCGCAAGCUCGGAGUGUCAACCUGGCAAGAUCUGAACUCGAAGUCGACACUUUUAUUCGAGGGGGAAAUGUUGACCGUGGCGAGAAACGCUUUGGCAUUGAUGUUGGCGAAGCUGAAAGAAAUCCAUAG